Molecule: messenger RNA, 870 nt
Organism: Manis javanica (Malayan pangolin)
Lineage: Eukaryota; Metazoa; Chordata; Mammalia; Pholidota; Manidae
Source: RefSeq, a predicted model, not a curated record
AGUGGAGGGUUUCUGAGCAUGGAUCCCACCAUCCCAGGCUGGGCGAGCGCACUCACACCAAUGAACGGAAGUGACCAGGCCCUUCCACAGACUUUCAUUGUGGAGUUCCUGAUCCCGACCUUUCUGACCCUCAUACCUGCCCUGGGUGGGCUGGCAGGAAACGCAGUUGUGCUCUGGGUCCUGGGCUUCCGCCUGAGGAGGAACGCCUUCUCCGUUUACAUCCUUAACCUGGCAGGGGCCGACUUCCUCUUCCUGUCCUUCCAGACUGCAUUUGCCCUGGAGGAACUCAUCAGCUCCUUCCACUCCACCUCCAGGUGCAUCCCCAGCUUUGUCUUCCCUGUGCCGACCUUUGCCUACCUCGCAAGCCUGAGCAUCCUCAGCGCCAUUAGCGUGGAGCGCUGCCUGUCAGUCCUGUGGCCCAUCUGGUACCGCUGCCACCGCCCCAGACACACGUCAGCUAUCAUGUGUGCCCUGCUCUGGGCCCUGUCCCUGCUGCUGAGCCUCCUGGAGGGGAGGUACUGUGGCCUCCUGUUUAGGGAUUUUGACGUUGAUUGGUGUCUGGUGUUUGAUUUCAUCACUGCAGCAUGGCUGAUCUUCUUAUUUGUGCUUCUCUCUGGGUCCAGUCUGGCCCUGAUGGUCAGACUGCUGUGCGGCUCCCAGCGGAUGCGGCUGACCAGGCUGUAUGUGACCGUGGUGCUCACAGUGUUGGCCUUCCUCCUCUGCAGCCUGCCCUUUGGAAUCCAUUGGUUCCUCUUGAUCUGGGUUCAGAAUGGCUUGGAUGAACUAUAUUAUCUGGUUGUAACUGUCCUGUCCUGUGUCGGUAGCUGUGCCAACCCCAUCAUUUACUUCUUCGUUAACCUUAAACCAUGA